Cimex lectularius (bed bug) is the source of this 930-nucleotide messenger RNA. Its product is annotated as tetra-peptide repeat homeobox protein 1-like. The transcript has a single exon. Bases 1 to 930 code for a protein of 309 amino acids. The record is from RefSeq and is a predicted model, not a curated record. NCBI's taxonomy places the organism in Eukaryota, Metazoa, Arthropoda, Insecta, Hemiptera, Cimicidae.
AUGCAAACGUGGACGUUGUUGUUAUUUCUUGUUAGCUUCUCGUCCGGGGAAAGUGAAAUCGAAAAGAAACAAGAGAAAAGAACGGCAGGAGGGUUUGGCGACUUUGGAGGAUUCGGAGAAAACUACGGUGGCUUUGGCAGUCAUUUCGGCGGCUACGGAGGCUUCGGAGGUCUAGGAGGCUUCGGACAUGUUAAAAAUUUCCAUUUGACUAAUGAAAUACCGGUACCGUAUCCUGUGCCCGUUGAUAGGAAAGUGCCUUAUCCGGUUCAAGUGCCUGUAAACCGGCCGGUUCCAGUGCACGUGCCUCAGCCUUAUCCGGUUCAUAUCGAUAGACCUGUACCGUACCCUGUGAAAGUGCCAGUGCCGCAGCCUUACCCCGUUGCAAAACCUGUGCCAGUUCCGGUAAAAGUCCCUGUGGACAGACCGGUCCCUAUACACGUACCUAGGCCAGUGCCGGUUUACAUAGAAAGACCAGUGCCUUACCCAGUUGAGAAACACAUCCCGUAUCCGGUCAAAGUCCCGUACGACGUUCCCAGGCCUUACCCUGUGCAAGUCCCGGUGGAUCGCCCAGUGCCAGUACCUGUAGAAAAGCCCGUACCCGUUCCUGUGAAAGUUCCCGUCGACAGACCUUACCCGGUGCAAGUCCCGAGACCGUACCCGGUACAUGUCGAGAAGCCGGUCCCGUUCCCGGUCGACCGGCCGUACCCUGUACCAGUUAAAUUCCCGGUUCCAGUCAAAGACCCUGUUCCAGUCGAAGUGCCGAAGCCUGUGCCCGUGCCGACACCGGUCUUUCCUUCUGCGCCUGCCAAUUUCGGAGGAUCCUUCGGACACUUUGGCCCGUUGGGACACAUUGGUGGAUACGAAAACAUCGGUGGAUUUGGUCACGGUUACGCUGCUGGAUUUGGCAAUACCUUUGAACAUAAGUUGUAA